CGCUCUUCGGUACUUUUCCGGGUUGCCUUUUCUACUCCUAGGAACUUUGUGCUCUGGUCAGACCAGAUGGCUUUGCGCUGAGACGUAAAACCGACCCAACACCCCUGGUUCCUGGUGGACUUGGUCAGUUGGGAUUCUUUGAUCAUACAGCUCACGCGCACUACAUAACCCAUAUCGAUAAUUUCGUAUGAGGGAUUGUAUCAUUUUGUAGGUUGAGCUGAACGCUGCCUGCGCAACAAGAUCUGCUUUGGCACAAUGACGGCCACGGGGAACUCGACUACCUUGUGCCCAGCUCCUUUUAUUGCAGAGCUGUCGAUUGAGGAUGGGGACGGAUAUAUCCUUGGUCGUUGGUGUGAGGAUCUUGUCGUAGGAAACGAGACUGUGUCUUGCUGUUUCCCGUGUCCAAUUACCGACUGGGUAUACUCUGAUGACUUUACCACAGACAUGGUACCCUGGAUCGGACUCUGCGUCCUCAUCCUCAUCGUGAUCCCGAUCUUGACAUAUUUUGUUCUCCCCAGCAGAACAACCCAGCGGCAUUAUCUGAAAACCUCUCCAUUGAUGGGGUUUGUUUUUAUGUCGGUUGCCUUUGUUGUUCCGCUGGGCACCACUGCUCGACAUUGCCACGAUAGCAUCACGCCCAACAACUGGCUAUCAAACACCAGCUGUGCCGUUUCUGGAUCACUACUACUUUAUGGGGCUUGGGUUCUCAUCAUCGGCUGCUUUUUCCGGUCCAUCUCCCUGUACGUUCAGCUCUGCUGGGAUAUAGAACCUGGAAAGACAUUCCGAAUCGUUGCUCUCGGUUGUAUCUUCGUCGGGUCUCUUGUUAUGCUUGGCAUAGCACUUGGCUUAUCCGGCGUUUCGUAUCAAGUCGGCGAUGUAUGUUAUAUCAGCUAUCCUCGCAGCAUCGGGUCAUUCUGGACCCCCUUAUUCGCCGUAGCCUUUGUCUCCUUCAUGAUUCAACUGUACAUCAUGGGAUACUGUGUGUGCGGAGUAUUGACAACGGGAAUCACGGCAGGGCUCUCUAUCUUCAAACGGUCCGAAAGCCCGGAUGGGAUGAUUUCCAGAGCAGAGGCAGCGCGAGAAACAUCUUCGCGCAUCUGGCGCAUCUUGAACCUUCAAUGGAGAGCUAUCGCUAUCGCCUGCCUGAUACUCUCCUUUGUAGUCUUUCUGGGCCAAGCAGUGUUGCGAUUUCGCAGUCCCGCAGAGUACUCUGUUCAAGACCUGGCGCCUUGGGUCCACUGUUUGAUACGGGCAAAUGGAGACGCGAGUGCGUGUCUCGGCUAUACGAAUUGGAUCGGAUCAAACGAAACUACUUCUAUGAUCGCAUUAUGUCUCCUUGCUUCCGGGGGUCUCUUCGGCAUGGCGUGUGCAGUACGAUGGCCCAUGAUACUGGCAUGUUUUGACUUGGCGAAGGAAAAGAAAGAUUUGCUGCUUCAUACUUGGCGUGAGCGACAGAGCAGGGAACGUCCACCAGAUCUCGAGCGCAUAUCAAGCCAUAAUCAUUCGCUCGGUGGCGUCUCCUCUCCGACUACUCUCAGCAAGAUCGAUCGCAUGUCCGCGCUGAGUGUUUAGUGGGCAGGUAUCGGAACGCAAUAGAGCUAAACAAGGCCAUCCAAAG
Aspergillus ochraceoroseus IBT 24754 is the source of this 1618-nucleotide messenger RNA. RefSeq lists its product as uncharacterized. Lineage: Eukaryota; Fungi; Ascomycota; Eurotiomycetes; Eurotiales; Aspergillaceae. Bases 256 to 1572 code for a protein of 438 amino acids. The record is from RefSeq and is a predicted model, not a curated record. The transcript is spliced from 6 exons.